GAAGAUGCGCAGUCCUCGUCCGAUUAUGUGCCUUCUGAAACGGAGCUUCGAAGGGAAAGAUCUGCUGGCGGUGGAGGGCGCGGUAGAUUAGUUCCUACACAAAGCGAUGAGGAUUUCGUCGUGUCGGGUUCAGACGACAGCUAUACGGGCUCUAGACGGAAAAAGAAGAAAAAAGGCAGGGAGAAGUCACGGAAACGAUCACGAUGGUGUGCCUUUCAAUAUGAUGAUUCUGAAGCAAGAAGGAAAAGGAAGAAGAAGCGCUUGGAGCCAGAAAGUGAUGAGGAGACAAAUGAUGAAGAUGAUGAAGUUGAGUUGGAAGAGGACGACGAAGACAGUGAUGCACCUCGAACGCGAACUGGGAGGAAGAGGAAGCGCUUGGAGCCAGAAAGUGAUGAGGAGACAAAUGAUGAAGAUGAUGAAGUUGAAUUGGAAGAGGACGACGAAGACAGUGAUGCACCUCGAACGCGAACUGGGAGGCCAUUGCGCAAGGCUGUGGUGAAGUCGAAGGCUGCGCUUGUUGAAGAAAGCGAAGAUGAAGAGGAGAGUAAUGAAAAUGAGGAUACAGAAAACGGUGAGCCUGAAGCCGAGAAGGAUGUCCAAGAUUCUAGGAAAGCUAAAAAGAGAAAAAUCACUUCUGAUUCCGAAUCGGAUGUUUUCGUACCCGAUGAGGACGCCGAAAAUGAUGAGGAUGAUGAUGACGAAGAUGAAGAAGAAGAGGAGGAUUCUAAUGCAAUGGCCCGAAGGGCGCCACCAUUUCCAAGCAAAAUCUCGUCUGUUCCCAAACCCACAACAGCAGCGAAGCGCGCCGAUGAGGACGAUGAGGAAUCUGAUAUGGAGUCCGACAAUGAUUUAGAAUUGAAGCCGAAGGCCAAGAAAUUACGCUUGGAGGAUAAAUCGGAAAAUAAUGCUGUCCCUACUUCCAAUACUGCUUCGAGAGAGAAAAAUGGUAUUUCCUCUAUGGAAGUGAAGCUGAAACCGAUUGCAGCUCCUAAUUCGCAAACGGACUCGAAGCUUUCUACGUCAUUAACUCCAGCUGUAGAGCCAAUUGUUGCGAAAAUUAAUACAACUGAGCGGAAGCCUCUGGCAGCAGAAGUAACUGAGUCGAAACCUUCACCUGUGCCAGCAAAUAAGUCUUAUGCAAAUGAGAGGAUGUCGUCUCCGACACUUCCUUCUGCUCCUAAAUCUGCACUAGAGUCGAAGGAGGAAAAACCUCGUUCUACUUCGUCAAUCUCAUCUUUGAAAGAGGAAAAGCCUCGAUCUCUAUCAUCAACUCUAUCUUCUACGCCAGCUUCUAACCCCUAUUUAUCUGCUGCGAUCAUAUCGGAAACGAAGGUUUUGGCUUCUACCAUUUCAUCAGUGCCAACUAGAGCAGAUGGGGGGACGGUUGAUACCCUGGCUCCAUCGUACGUGACCAGUGAAAGGACUGCGAAUGUAGGGUUAACGCUAGUCCCUAAUCCAUAUUCUGCGCCACCACUUCCUCAACUGCCUUAUUGUUCGGGUCCUCAAGGUUCUAUGCCGUUUGUAGCAAAUCCCUACGCACCAUAUCCAAGUACUUCGCCAUUUCCUCCUGGACCACCAGCUAUGGGGCAUCCUCACAUUGGUUAUAUUCCCGGAGUUGUACCUAACCCUUACGGGCAGCAGCCGAGCAUGCCUCCAUCAAAAGGUGGAACUCGCGAUCUUCGUUCCUUAUGA
Strongylus vulgaris is the source of this 1692-nucleotide messenger RNA. NCBI's taxonomy places the organism in Eukaryota, Metazoa, Nematoda, Chromadorea, Rhabditida, Strongylidae. The record is from the annotation of a GenBank genome assembly.